This is a messenger RNA of Zophobas morio, 1365 nucleotides long. RefSeq names its product golgin subfamily A member 6-like protein 6. NCBI's taxonomy places the organism in Eukaryota, Metazoa, Arthropoda, Insecta, Coleoptera, Tenebrionidae. The transcript is spliced from 4 exons. Bases 1 to 1365 code for a protein of 454 amino acids. The record is from RefSeq and is a predicted model, not a curated record.
AUGUCGAAUCAGAAAACGAUUGGGAGUGAUAAGAUUGGUGACGUUUUUGCGGUCUGGCGAGAAAGAGCUGAUAGUGAGGGAAGCGACAGCAGAGGCAUGCGCCGCACGAGAGAAGACGAUUCGCCGCGCAAAGAGCCAGCAAAAAGAUUGAAAAUGGAAGAAAGAGAACAAAUAAAGCAAGGACAAGAGCCGUUGAUGGAAAUGAUGAAGCAACUAAUGGAAGAAAUGAAACAACUGAGAGAAGAAAAUAGAGGGGUAAAAAAAGAAUUACAGACAAUAAAUGGAAUACUGGAAAGAGAAAGAGAAGAACGGAAAGAAAAGGAGAGAAGCUUCGAAGAAAGAAUCAAUAAUUUAGAGAAAAAAAAGAGAGACUACGUAAUAGUAAACGGAUUAGCAGAAGAAGAGGUAGAAACAUUCAAGAUAGGAGAAAGAGUGGACUCCAAUCACAUGACACUAGAAGUAAAAGUGAGGGGCAUAAGUAGAGGGAGCGGAUGCUUAAGGAACGAAGUAGAAAAAAAGAAGAACAUAUGGAGAAACAGAUGGUGGAAUAGCAGAUGCAGAGAUUUAAAAACAGAAGCAAGGAAAUGUUUACGAAGGUGGAAGAGGGGGAAAGCUAUAAAAGAAGAGUACUGGCAAGCAAAAAAUAAUUAUAGAAAACGAUGCAAAGAAAAGAAAGAAGAUAUACAGCAAGAAGAAGAAGAAAAAAUUAAAGCCAUAAGAACUGAUGAAGACAUACCUAUAAUACAGUGGAAGAAACAUUUUAUGGGACUGUUGAAUGGAAAGGAAGAGAGAAUUGUAGUGCAAGAUAGUAAAACUGGGAUUGGUGGUAGAGAAAGGGAGGCUGAGAUUCGAGUAGAGGAAGUAGGAAAAGAAGUAGGAAGACUGAAAAGAGGAAAAGCACCGGGGAGGGAUGGGUUGGUAAACGAAGUGUGGAUAUUUGGGACGGAUGGGAUGAUUGAAAGAUUGAGCGAGUUAAUGAAUGAUGUGUGGACGGGUAAAGGUUUCCCCAGGGAAUGGAGAGUAGGGCAAAUAUGCCCAAUUCAUAAAAAGGGUAGUAAAGAAAAAGUAGAGAAUUAUCGGGGAAUAACUCUCCUGAAUACGGCAUAUAAACUGUACGCAAUGGUGUUAAAUGAACGGUUGGUGACAGAGAUGAACGAAAAGAGUAUAUUACCAGGAAGUCAAGCGGGAUUUAGAAGAGGUAGAGGGGCUAUGGACAAUGUAUAUAUCCUGCAUCAUCUAAUAGAAAAAGAGUUGCUAAAGGAAGGAGGUCGGUUUGAUACGGUGGACAUAGAGUGUUUGUGGGAAUGCAUGGAGAGAAGAGGACUGAGUGAAAAGUUAAUUGUAGCAGCAAGAGACAGUGACUAG